GGUCGGACUGAACUGAGGUUAGAUUGUGCUGAAUACUACCUCGCUUGUCCUCUUACCGUUAUAAUAUUCAGCCUGGGAGCAGGUGCGUGCUGCGACGUAGCUUUGACUCCAUUAGCAUUAAAAGGAAUAGGAACAUUCACUGGUAAUGUUUACCGGUUAACUGCGGCUCAACGAGGGACAAAUCCUUUCAAGGAGUCCGACCAGGUACCAUGAGAGGCAUUACCAGGACGGACAGUAUCACACCGGAUUGUGGACUACGCAUGAGAUGGACUGUAACUUAGGUGUCGUUUCGAGACGUUGCGCGCUUGCAGGAGCAAUUUGUCCAGUUUAAAUCAGCCACAAAUAGCACUGUAUAUUGGGUCAUGUUGUCUGCGCUCAACACGUUGCCGGAGAGCGAGGCUGGAACAGGUCACUGGUUCACUCCGUCCACAAUUUAGUAUGAUGCCUCUUGGUCAAACCUGCUGCGUUUCCUUCCUGUUUCCUCGCCCCGUCUCCAGAGUCCAAACGCCCCUUCAGCAGACCGAGCGCUCCUGAGCACUCUCGCUGUGACCUUGCCUGUUCAGCUGCCUGCAUCCCGGGAGGUGAUGCGACGGUUUGUCUACUGUAAGGUGGUGCUGACCACCUCUUUAGUGUGGGUGCUGGUGGACGUGUUCUUGCUGCUCUACUUCAGCGAGUGUAACAAAUGCGACGACAGGAAGGACCGCUCGCUGCUCCCUGCCCUCCGAGCUGUGAUAUCUCGGAGCCACGAGGGUCCGGGGGAGAUGGGCAAGGCGGUGAACAUCCCCAAGGAUGACCAGGAGAAGAUGAAGGAGCUCUUUAAGAUUAACCAGUUCAAUCUGAUGGCCAGCGACAUGAUUGCACUCAACAGGAGUCUGCCGGAUGUGAGGUUGGAUGGCUGUAAAACCAAGGUGUACCCAGACGACCUGCCAAACACCAGCAUUGUGAUUGUGUUUCACAACGAGGCAUGGAGCACCCUGCUGCGGACAGUUCACAGCGUGAUCAACCGCUCUCCCAGACACUUGCUUGUGGAGAUUGUGUUAGUCGAUGAUGCCAGUGAGCGAGACUUCCUGAAGACAAAGCUGGAGAACUAUGCGCGGACUCUGGAGGUGCCAGUAAGGAUCCUGAGGAUGGAGCAGCGUUCAGGUCUAAUCAGAGCCAGGUUGAGGGGUGCGGCCGCCACAAAAGGUCAGGUCAUUACCUUCCUGGACGCUCACUGUGAGUGUACUGUCGGCUGGCUGGAGCCCCUUCUGGCACGCAUCAAAGAGGACAGGACAGCAGUGGUGUGCCCUAUCAUUGAUGUCAUCAGCGACGAGACGUUUGAAUACAUGGCAGGCUCAGAUAUGACCUAUGGCGGUUUCAACUGGAAGCUGAACUUCCGCUGGUACCCUGUUCCCCAGCGGGAGAUGGAUCGACGCAAGGGGGACAGAACACUUCCUGUCAGAACUCCCACCAUGGCAGGAGGAUUAUUCUCUAUAGACAAAACUAACUUUGAAGAAUUAGGAAGCUACGAUCCAGGGAUGGACAUCUGGGGCGGAGAAAACCUGGAAAUGUCUUUUAGAAUCUGGCAGUGCGGUGGCUCAUUGGAAAUUGUAACAUGUUCGCACGUGGGCCAUGUUUUCCGGAAGGCCACCCCAUACAGCUUCCCUGGAGGAACGGGCCAAGUCAUCAACAAGAACAACAGGCGCCUGGCGGAAGUCUGGAUGGAUGAUUUCAAAGAUUUCUUCUAUAUCAUAUCACCAGGCGUGAUGCGGGUGGACUACGGAGACGUUUCAUCCCGUAAAGCCCUCCGUGAGGCCUUGCGGUGCAAACCGUUUUCCUGGUAUCUAGAGAACGUCUACCCAGACUCCCAGAUCCCGAGGAGAUACUACUCACUUGGUGAAAAAGACAACAUCGCUGCAAGAUAAAUCAGAAAAUCUCAGGAUCCAGCAAAGACCGAACAAAAUGAGAUAAAAACAAACAUCCCCAGCCGCUUGUAUUGAACGUGUACAAUAAACAAACAAGGGGUUGUUCGUGUAGUCAGUAUUGAUCCCAGUCACAUGUUUAUACAGCUAUGCUAUGCAGGCUGGGUAGGUGAGAUAAGGCUUGUGUAU
Messenger RNA from Micropterus dolomieu (smallmouth bass), 2090 nucleotides. RefSeq names its product polypeptide N-acetylgalactosaminyltransferase 13. The coding region runs from base 585 to 1904 and encodes 439 amino acids. Gene Ontology annotation, cellular component: Golgi apparatus. The transcript has 10 exons. The record is from RefSeq and is a predicted model, not a curated record. Lineage: Eukaryota; Metazoa; Chordata; Actinopteri; Centrarchiformes; Centrarchidae.